This is a messenger RNA of Chondrus crispus (carragheen), 954 nucleotides long. RefSeq lists its product as hypothetical. The record is from RefSeq and is a predicted model, not a curated record. The transcript has a single exon. Gene Ontology annotation, cellular component: membrane. The coding region runs from base 1 to 954 and encodes 317 amino acids. Lineage: Eukaryota; Rhodophyta; Florideophyceae; Gigartinales; Gigartinaceae.
AUGGCGUUUCCCGGCCAUUUCGCCAACCUCCCCGCUACGAUGCCUUCCCCACACCCAACCCUUUUCGUCUCCCCUCUCGCCCUCUCCCAAACCCCGUUCCGCAUCCUCUCCUCAAGACCUCUGCGCUGGUCCUGCGCUGUCUACCGCCCUCUCUCCCGCCAUGUUCCCCACCUGUCUGUCCAACCUACCUCCCCCCGUCCCCCCCAUCCCGUGCGCGACCUGUCGCACGGCCUCCUCUCCUCCACCGUCGGCUCUCUCAUCGGCGCAGGCGGCGGCGUAGUCCUCACCCCUCUUCUCACCCUCACCCGCCUAGCCCAACACGAAGCCCACGGCACCUCCCUCCUCGUGGUCGCUAUCACGGCUCUCGUCUCUGCCCUUCGUUACUUCACCCGCGCCCGCGUCGACCUUCCCGCAGCCGCUGCUCUCAUGGCCGCCGCCUUGCUCGCCGCGCCCGCGGGAGCCCGCGCCUCGGCCAGUCUCGACGCGAAAAGGCUCAAGAGAUGCUUCGGGGCGUUUUUGCUCUUCGUAUCUUUUGCUAUUCCGCUCUUGCCCAAAGUAGCCAUGCUUUCCCCCGUCGCAUUGCCUAGCACUGUACGAAUCCCCGUACUGGCGGUGGUGGGGAUGCUGUCCGGGUUCUUGAGCGGCUUGCUAGGAAUUGGCGGCGGCACGAUCAACGUGCCAACGCUUGUGUUGCUUGGCUUUUCGCAGACUGUCGCGCAGGGGACUGCGUUGAUGGCGAUGGUGCUUCCGUCGAUAAGGGGGGCGUACACGCACUUUAAGCUCGGCCACGUGCGCACGGAGAGGUUGCCGGGACUUGUGGCAGGGGCGUUGCUGGGAGGGUUUUUGGGCGCCAGCACGGCGUUGAGAUUGCAGGAGGGGACGCUGAGGGUUGUUUGCUCGGGGAUUUUUGCCAUGAUUGGGGUCAAGUAUUUACUGCCGGGGAAGAAGAGUUAG